UCCUCAGUGUAAACACCAGCUUGCGAGGAAAGUCUUUUGAAAUGAGUCACUUUUCAGUUAGGAGAAGUUCAACGGAGAGGAAGCGCCGAGCAACGCAUAGCAAAACAUAAACAUGGUCAAACAAGUGGUAACAACAAUAUGUUUUGUUCUUUUUCAUUGCAUUAUAAGUUACUGGGCGUUUAUGUCCUCUUGUAGCAUCCACUCAUCCACAAAAACCAGCAUACCAGCGAUUGCCAAGUAUUUUGGCACCAAAGGUCGCUAUGAAGAGGUUAACACGUACUUAAUCGACGAUAUUUUGGCCAUAAACAACUCUCUCGUGAAGCUGCCUUCCUCGACAUGCAGCGAAAUUCAUUUGACAGCUAUAAUCCGGCACGGGACGAGGUUCCCUACCACUAAAAACAUUAUAAAGAUGCGCGAAUUUUAUGAUCUUGUCGUCCGUAAUGCGACCAACAAUUCAAGCUAUUUGUCAGAGAUAAAAUCACAUUGGGAGAUGUGGUACAAGGAUGAGAUGGACGGGCGACUGGUGGACAAGGGUCGUGAGGAUCACAGGUACCUGGCGCAGAGGCUCAUUAGAUGGUUCCCCUCUUUACUGACCAAGGACAAUUUGCGUAAAGGACGCGUUAUUCUAACCACCAGCUCCAAGCACAGGUGUGUGAACAGUACCAUCGCUUUCAGAGAGGGACUAAUGACAGGACUCCGCAUAAAAGUUGCUUCAGUUGAGUUGGACCCUACUGUGAACGACGCUUUGAUGCGUUAUUUUGACCAGUGCGAACGUUUCGUGAAGGAAGUGGAGAACAACAAGAGUGCCUUGGAGGAAGUGAAACGUUUCAACGAAGGCCCUGAGAUGAAAAGAGUAAUGGAAAAAAUGGCUGACAGGCUGGAGGUCCCUUACACUAGCAUCACUGAUGAUUCAGUGGAAGGAGCAUUCUACCUGUGUGCAUACGAGUUUACUAUCCGCAAAGUGAACUCACCCUGGUGCCAGUUGUUUGACGAGGUUGAUGCACAGGUGAUGGAGUACACUGGUGACCUGAAACAGUACUGGAAGCGAAGCUAUGGACAUGAUAUCAACAGCAAGUCCAGCUGCAUUCUCUUCCAUGAUCUCUUCCAUCGUCUUGACCAAGUUGUAUCCCAAAUCAACUCGGAUGGUAAUGUAUUGGAGGCUGUAACAGUGCAGGUUGGACAUGCUGAGACGCUGAUACCCCUCCUCACCCUGCUGGAUCUCUUCAAGGAUGAAACCCCUCUCAAAUCAACUAACUUUGCAACCCAACAGAGUAGAACAUUUCGCAGUGGGCACAUUGUGCCAUAUGCUGCCAAUCUACUGGUAGUGCUGUAUAAAUGCUCGGAGGGGAUCAGAAUAGGUGUGCGACUCAAUGAGAAAUCUUUGACCUUGCCUGGAUUUACCGACCCCGUCCCUAUGUAUGAGGAUGUGAAGAAACGCUACCGUGCUCUGCUGGAGGGUUGUGACCAAGAGACUGUGUGUAAAAUGAACUAUUCAUGAAGAUAAACAAACAAUACAACUCACAAAGGCCAGGUCACUGACACUGAGCAACAACUGGCAAAAAAGAAAAUAAAAAAAAUUUUCAAAUAGGUUAUACUAUAUUUUACUGUUGGUAGAACAGUAUAUGUUAGAAAGAGAUAGAAAUUAUAUAUGUACAUUCUAUCUGUUAGAAGUAUAACAAAAUGUACAAGUAUAACCAAAUUUACCCCACAGCAUCACUUACUGUUGUUAUGGACUGAAUUCAUGGACCAAAAAGAGACCAAAAACAAACUAAAUAAGCACUUUUUACAUUUCACAUGAAAAAUAUUUCAGUACUACAAUGUCACUUUAGUAUUUACAUUUAAAAAAUAUAUGAGAUAACAUUUUAUCAUGGCUGCAUUUCUAAGCAAUGAACCAAUGAUUGUACUGUUUACAUGACUGAAUUGUAAAUUACUGGUUUUGGUAGAGACUCCCGAGGCUUUUGUUCUUGUUUACUACUACAGUAUUUCUGUUAAUUUCUCAGUCAAUUGUAUAAAAUUUAAUAUGACCUGUUCAAACCAAAGACUGUUUUGGCCAAUAUAAAAUACCUGUUUGAUUUUAUUUGCAGACCACAUUUAAAAGUGGAUUGAAUUUGCAUGCAGUUUUGUUCCUAUGAAAUGAAGGCCAAUAAAAUGUUAGCUACACUUCAAA
Messenger RNA from Ctenopharyngodon idella (grass carp), 2167 nucleotides. RefSeq names its product multiple inositol-polyphosphate phosphatase 1a (gene minpp1a). Lineage: Eukaryota; Metazoa; Chordata; Actinopteri; Cypriniformes; Xenocyprididae. The transcript has 5 exons. The record is from RefSeq and is a predicted model, not a curated record. Gene Ontology annotation, molecular function: inositol phosphate phosphatase activity; acid phosphatase activity. The coding region runs from base 113 to 1498 and encodes 461 amino acids.